AUGGCGGACGACGCGCGCGGCGAUGGCGGCGCGAACGACGGCGCGAGCGACGCGCGCGCGGCGCCGGAGGCGCGGCCGCGACGCGCGCGCGGGUCGGGGACGGGGACGCGGAACACGCACGCGUCGGGCGGGAGGUUCAGCGCGCGCGAGCGACGCGCGCGGGCGCCGGGGGGGGGCGACGCGCGCGAGAGCGCGUGGUGGAAGACGCUGGACGACGAGGCGUGCGAUCCGAUCACGCUGGAACCGCUGCGAGGGAUGGCGUACGCGCCGUUUGAGAUGGAGGGCGCGGAGGGCGGCGGCGACGGCGGCGACGGCGCGAGGGACGCGAGACGGGGACACAUGUUCGACGGGGCGGUGCUGGCGGAGUACGUGACGCGGUCGAGGUGUUUUGAGAAUCCGCUGACGCGGGAGGCGCUGGAUCAGCGGCAGUGUCGGGCGCUGGACGCGUAUCUGGCGAAGUGGAAGCUGAAGCGUUUCGGCGUGGAGAAGGCGUUCAACGCGGCGGCGAAGGAAAAGCGAGAGGCGGAGUUGAACGCGGAGAGACGGAGCGAGGAACAAAGGUUGAACAUGCAGCGGGAGCGGGACGAGCUACGAACGACGCUGGCGCAGACGAUGUUUACUUCGCUUCGCGAAAGGGCGUCCGCCGAGCGAGGCGGCGGGGGCGGCGGCGCGGACGGUCGACGAAGGCGGGAUGAACACUCGCUCGGCGGUAAUCGCGCGUCGUCGACGGUGCCGCGAUCGACGUCAAUCUCGGAUGCGCUCGCUGAACUGCAAUCGGACGGCAGGUUUGCGCUCGUGGACGACGACGUGUCGAUGCUGCGAGACGUGUCUUUAGCGGACGGCCGAGGCGCGGACGCGCGCGGGCCGAGGCCGCAGGAUCACGGAAGCUUGGCGUCAUGGGGGGGAUGGAGUCGACCAAGCCACAUAGAGAAUAGAGGCAAUGACUUUCCCGAGCUUCCAGGUGCGCGGUCUCGCGGCGGUGGGUCCGGGAACUGGGUUCCCCCUGUGGCGGUGCCCGAUGCGUCCCGCGGCGACUCGUUUCCCACGCUCGAUGCUGGCUCGUCUCGAGCGACGCCGAGUUGGGGAACGUUUGCGCCGAGAGCGAGUGCCGCCGAGCGAUUUAAGGCGAUCCCGCGCAGCACGGCGGCGACUAUAUUUGCCAAGAAGACUUUGACUUCGACGGUUGCCAAGAAGGACGAACCGUCGACGCACGCGGCCUCAGCCGCACCGGUCGAUGAAGCGACGGCGCGGCGUAACAAACUAGCUGAAGCGUUCGGUGUUACUAAGCCCGAUGAGCGACCGAGCAUGUUCGCCGACUCGAGCGCGAGUGCGUUCACGCGCGCUCAACUCGUUUUGGCGCGUAAACAUCCCGACUUGGUCAAGCGACUUGAGGCUACUCUCGAGGAUAUUGUGACCGGUAAAAGCAAGCGACGAGUGUCCAUGGAACCAAUGAACCGGGAAAUGCGUGAGUUAUGCCACGUCGUCGCAGAGUUGUACGGCAUCACGUCGGCGAGCUUUGGCGCAGAUCCGAAGAGACAUAUCGAUUUUUUCGCCGGCGGCAACAAAGGCGGCGUGCUCCCGUCGCUUCGUCUGAGCGAUGCCAUACUCGUGGACUUGGACUCCGCGCCGACCAAAGGGACGUUAGCUUCGAAAACGCGCCCCGAAGAGGCGACGGAGUACUUUGAUGGGUACACAAAACACUUCUCCAAAGGCGAGUACGAAGAGUUGGCGAUGAGUUUCACCGACAUCACCGUCGGCGUCGCCGGCGUGAAGGCGUCCCUUCGCGAGUUUUCCGGCAACUACGUUUUACAAGAGAUCGACGACGACCACGUAGUCGCGCACUUUUGGAAACACGGUACUUUGUUGCAAGCGAGCGGUAAACUCGGGGGGGGGAUGCGAGGGAAAUUCCGCGUGAAAAUUCUCGAGAAGCGAUGCAAAGGCAAAGAACCUGAAGUCGCAACACCCGCUGAGCCAUCUAAGGCGGAGCUAAAGAAACCUGCGACAGGAGGCAGUACGAGCGCGCGACUAUUCCGCGCGUCGACCGCGCGGUCGAGCUCGACGACGCCUCCGGUCGAUGGCCAAGCGGCGAUCGACGAGGCGCUCAACAUGUUCGGGUUUUAG
Molecule: messenger RNA, 2121 nt
Organism: Ostreococcus lucimarinus CCE9901
Lineage: Eukaryota; Viridiplantae; Chlorophyta; Mamiellophyceae; Mamiellales; Bathycoccaceae
Exons: 1
Coding region: 1-2121 (706 amino acids)
Molecular function (GO): nucleic acid binding
Source: RefSeq, a predicted model, not a curated record